AUGAUACGGUGUGUGCCUGUCUUAGGGUCUUGGCCAUGCUCUUCUUUCAAAAAGAACGAUCUGCAGUCAGUGUGUGGACGACCUCUAUACUCAGGCCGUAUUGUGGGUGGCCAGGAUACUGUUGAGGGUCACUGGCCUUGGCAGGUCAGCCUGCACUACGGCCAGACUCACAUCUGUGGAGGUUCCCUCAUCAGUGACAGAUGGAUACUGACAGCAGCACACUGCCUACAAAAGACCUGGAUUCCUUUCAUAUAUUCUGUGUGGCUGGGAUCGAUUAAAAUAGACUAUUCAAAUAACGGUGUGAAACAUCAUGUGUUCAAAAUAAUUUUCCAUCCCCAAUCCCAAAAUACAACUGCAGACAUUGCCUUAUUGAAACUGGCCUCUAGAGUCACCUUCACUUCUUUUAUCCUGCCCAUCUGCCUGCCCAAUAUCACAAAGCAGUUGACAAUUCCUGGCUCUUGCUGGGUCACUGGAUGGGGACAAGUUAAGGAAAAUGAAGGUAAUUACACUUCCACCCUCCAGGAAGCAGAAAUACCCGUCAUUGACCGCCAAACUUGUGACUAUCUCUACAACCCACUCAUCAUCAUAGUACCAGAAUUAGAGGCAAUCAUCAAGGAAGACAUGAUUUGUGCUGGUGAUAUUCAUAGAAAGGAUAGCUGCAAGGGUGAUUCUGGAGGGCCUCUGUCAUGUCAUAUUGAUGGUGUAUGGACCCUGAUAGGGCUGGUAAGCUGGGGAUUAGGAUGUGCUGAAUCUCUUCCUGGAGUCUACACCAAUGUGAUCUACUAUCAAAAAUGGAUUAAAGCCACUAUCUCAAGAUGAGGUUUGGGGGCCAACAAUCUGGACUUAUCUGACUUAUUGUUCCCUAUUUUGCGGUUCUCUUUGGCUCUCCUGGUACCCUACUGUGCCUUUGGGCCUAACAUCUUACCAAGAGUACACAGUAAAGCUAAAGCCACUGACCAAGUACAGGGCUAGGAAGAGAAAGCAUGGAGAGUAAGUCCCAGUACAGAGAAUGCACAGAACACUCACUGGGAACUCUGGAUAACUUCAUUAAAAUGA
This is a messenger RNA of Myotis brandtii (Brandt's bat), 1056 nucleotides long. It is a transcript of the gene PRSS48, whose product is annotated as protease, serine, 48. The record is from RefSeq and is a predicted model, not a curated record. Gene Ontology annotation, biological process: proteolysis. NCBI's taxonomy places the organism in Eukaryota, Metazoa, Chordata, Mammalia, Chiroptera, Vespertilionidae. Gene Ontology annotation, molecular function: serine-type endopeptidase activity.